CAGUUUGGCAUAGAACUCUCAAGAUAGAAGAUUGCUUUGUUACGCACUCGGAACGAAAUGCUUAGAUUCAAUUUAUUCUACUAUUUUGUCAUACCACUUCUAACGUGCGUUGAGUGCAGUGAUUUUUUCCAGUGUGGUCAACGUCAAGUCAGUGCUCCAAACAUUACAAUCGCAGCAAGCGACACCUAUCGAGGCCAGUGGCCGUGGCACGUGGCGAUCUACCUUGCAAGACCCAAUCAAAGGCUAAAUUACACGUGCGCUGGUACCUUAAUAGGGACGAAAUAUGUUCUAACGGCUGGUCAGUGUACUCGGGACCAGAAUGGAAACGAAGAAUUGAGCGAGAAAUUCUUCAUUCGAUUGGGAGCCUACGAUCUGGGCCGAGUGAACCGGAACUUUGAGCGGUAUCGGACAGUGCAGCGAAUUCAUCGAGCUCUUGAAGAUGAAAGAGAACUAGUUGAAAUGGCGGAUGAUGUCAGGGAUCGGAGGGUGGAGGUUGCGAUUUUGGAGCUGGAAACUCACGUAAGAUUUACUAGAUACGUCCAACCGGCCUGCGUUCAUCCUCAAGCUAUUUUUUUCACGAAUGCCACGGUCAUUGGAUGGAGAUCUACAACGAAUCAUAGCUCGUCCGCGGAGCUUAGAAAUUAUCUAAUGCCAAUUCUUGAUGAUUAUGAUUGUCUCUACUCAGAGUUUGGGCCUUUCUUCAGAGAAAUGCCAUGGUGUGUCGGAAUUCCAAUGGCACUGGCCUCUGUUACGGGGAUGUAGGAGGAGGUCUUUACAACGUAGUAGACGGCAUGUGGCACGUUAUAGGCGUAUUGUUUGAGGCCCCUCCAAAAGAAAAUGACCAAAGAUGUGUAACAAAGAGUUACGCACUGUAUAAUUCAGUUGAUUACUAUAAACAAUUUAUUUUGAAAUAUACUGGAUUGUCGUAUCUUGAUAGAGACAAAACGACGAUUAAUGCCACGGAUAUAAAAUCAUCACCGAAACGCUCAAAUUUGUUUCCAAAACAAUGUGGAAAUUUUAUUCCCAAUAAGCAACCUGACAGUGAAGACGUACACACUAUGGAACAGCCUUGGUUGGCCAUUAUUGGAAGAAAAGAUGCAGAUAAGAAACCUUCCUUUUACUGUUUAGGAACACUCAUCAACAAACGCUAUGUGUUGACUUCUGCUGCCUGCAUUUAUAAAGGGGGCAUGAACACGGUGCGAUUAGGAGAGAAUAGUCUGAACAAGAUUAAAAAUUGCAGUGUGAACCCCGAACCCGAUUGUUUCCUACUUGCUCAGGACUUUGAAGUUCAGUACCACAUUCAUCAUGAAAGUUACGACAAAAAAAAUCAAAUACAUGAUAUUGGAUUGACACGCUUGUUGAAAGAUGUUGUAUAUCAAGAUCAUAUUCAACCUGUGUGUCUGCCAGUUACUGACGACCUCAAAAAGCAACAACUUUCUCAGUACGUUUUAGCUGGCUGGCAUGAAGGGUGGAACACUUUUUUAUCGUUUGUGAAGCCGCAAAAGGAGACGGUUCAAAGAAUGGAACUCACCGAGUGUCUUGAGCAGCGAAAAUCAUUAAACUCUUCCAUAAAACUAUUUGAGGAUGCCAUUUUUUGUACCAAUGAUACCGUCCAUUUCUCAAAAUGUAUUGGAUACGGUGGGGAACCACUGGGAUAUCCAGUCCAGCACAACAACGAACGCUAUGUUCAGUUUGGAAUAAGAUCAUUUAGAGACAAUUGUAGAUUUUUCUCUUUGGUUUACACGAACAUUUCAUAUUACAUGGAUUGGAUUAUGGACAACAUGGAGAUGGAUGCCCCACAAGAAGGUCGCGUCCUUUUGAAAAGAAAGGGGACCGAUUUCUUGAUUAGGUCCUAAACAUUUUAAUAGAAUUUGAACAUCAUAUUAAUUUUUUUUUAAACUUUUGAAUUUUAAGUCCAAAAUUCUAAAUUCGAUAUUUUUAUGAAUUAGGUCGGCUGCCAUGCUAUCUUGUCGCACGUGCAUUUUGAGCCAAAUUGAGUUAGGAAUACGUUUUUUUUAAAUCUCUCAAUGCCUCACCUUUACUUUAAAAAACUCCGUGCAUUAUUGUCACUCUUUAUAUGAAAGAAGUUCCAAUUUUGUCGUGCUGUCUUGACACACCCUGAAAAUUGCUGUAAGUGCGACAACUGGUCAAAGGGAUUUCAGAUCAGAACGCGUUUGACAAACGUACAUGCCCGAAUACCGUAAACAUUUGUAAUUACCUAUAACUCGGGACUUCUGCAACCAAAUUCAACCAAACUUCGGGACAAUGCACAUAAUGGUCAGCCAAACAAUAACUUUUUGUUAUUGUUUACAUUGCGUGUUCUAGUUUUUGUUUAUUCAUGGCCAAACAUUAAAACGCGUUUUUCUCGGAACGUCAAAAAGCGACAAGAUAGCACGACAGUGACACUCCUUUGAGAUUUUAAGAUACCAACUGUAAUUCAAACAUUUUCUACAACCGAUAGAAACCUCGCUGAUUGUCAUGACCUCCCACGAUUCUCCAACCAUUCAUAUGUGACAAU
Molecule: messenger RNA, 2518 nt
Organism: Culex pipiens pallens (northern house mosquito)
Lineage: Eukaryota; Metazoa; Arthropoda; Insecta; Diptera; Culicidae
Product: serine protease grass-like
Exons: 3
Coding region: 714-1856 (380 amino acids)
Biological process (GO): proteolysis
Molecular function (GO): serine-type endopeptidase activity
Source: RefSeq, a predicted model, not a curated record